Molecule: messenger RNA, 971 nt
Organism: Meleagris gallopavo (turkey)
Lineage: Eukaryota; Metazoa; Chordata; Aves; Galliformes; Phasianidae
Source: RefSeq, a predicted model, not a curated record
GCGGACGUCUCCACGGCCAAGACCAACCGCUGCUUCGCCGCGGCCUACGGGACAGAAGAGGACGCGGUGCCCCACCUGCGGGGAUCGCUGUUCCCCGAGGAGCUGCCGCCCGCCCUGGAGGCGCUGGAGCCGCGGGACGAGUCGCUGGCCUACGACGCGGUGAAGUACACGCUGGUGGUGGACGAGCACACGCAGCUGGAGCUGGUGAGCCUGCGGCGCUGCACGUCGGUGCUGAGCGACGACAGCGACCUGCUGCGGGCCUGCGAGCGCUGCGAGCUGGAGGAGGACGAGGCGGCCUUCGGCGACGGGCUGGCGGCCCCCGACGUGCACAGCUCCUCCGAGGACUCCUCCCCCGAGGCCGACCUGCAGUUCUCCAAAAAGUUCCUCAACGUCUUCGUCAACAGCACCUCCCGCUCCUCCAGCACAGAGUCCUUCGGGCUGUUCUCCUGCAUGGUGAACGGAGAGGAGCGCGAGCAGACCCACCGCGCCGUGUUCAGGUUCAUCCCGCGCCACGAGGAUGAGCUGGAGCUGGACGUGGACGACCCCAUCCUGGUGGAGCUGGAGGAGGACGACUACUGGUACCGCGGCUACAACAUGCGGACGGGAGAGAGGGGCAUCUUCCCUGCAUUCUACGCCCACGAAGUCAUUGGUCAGGCCAGGGAUGUCAUCGGUCUGAAGAGGAACCCGUGCUGGGUGGAGCGCUUCAACGUGCAAUUCCUGGGCUCGGUGGAGGUGCCGUACCACCAGGGCAACGGCAUCCUCUGUGCAGCCAUGCAGAAGAUUGCCACCACCAGGAAGCUGACGGUUCACCUGCGCCCGCCGGCCAGCUGCGACCUGGAGAUCACACUGCAGGGCAUCAAACUCAUCCUGACAGUCAACGAGUACAGCCGGGAUGAGGAGUUUGAGCGUUGCAGCCACUUCUUCCAGAUGAAGAACAUCUCCUUCUGUGGGUGCCACCCCCGGAACAGCUG